Brassica rapa (field mustard) is the source of this 2643-nucleotide messenger RNA. RefSeq lists its product as uncharacterized. The record is from RefSeq and is a predicted model, not a curated record. Lineage: Eukaryota; Viridiplantae; Streptophyta; Magnoliopsida; Brassicales; Brassicaceae.
CAUCAAAUGACAAAUUAGUCAGUUUUUUACGUCUUCAAAAUGAAAAUUUCGAAGAAAUGCGUUUCCGAUAAAUUUCCAUAUAUUUCAAUAGAUUCUGAUUUCAAAAUGUUUCCUAAAAAACUCAAUAUUCAAUACUAAUCAACUAAAACCAAAAACAAAAACCCACAUAUCAAUAAAAACGUAUAACUACACUUUUGUAAUACUUUAAAAAAACGCAAAAUAAGAUGGUAACAAUUUUUCCGAGUUAUACGUACCCCAAACGCGUAACACGGUCGAAUCGAGCAAAAUGGAUCCCAUCCAAUUCUACAAAUUAUUAUAAAAAAAUUUAAGAUCGUAACGAGAGAGUAUAAUAAUUUAUGAUGAUUAUAUAAUAAUAAAUGGUGGGCCCUUAGAUGGUAAAAGCUGGAAACUGGGCUACAAAGCCUCCUCUACUGUCUCGAAACUAUGUAUGGUCUACUGUCUCACACCCAUGUUUGGUCCUCUCUCUUUACCUCAACUCAUACAGAUCUGACCAAAAUCUCCUCUUCACGACCAGCUGCAACAAAAACUAUAUUUUUAAUUAUUUUUCUCAUUUCAGUUUUAUUAGUAGUAUAUACUAGAAUAAUUCUAGUUUUCUCUCUAUAUAUAUAUUUUUUAAAAUACUGCCAUUAUCGUCACUUGUCACUAAAUGACUAAAGCAGACCCCAUUGGGUCACAAUUAGUAAACAAAGGAAAAAGGAAGGAAUCCUAAAAUCUUUGUCGAUAAUAAUAAUAACCAAACAAAAAAAGUUAAAUAUAAAUCUAAGAAAAAGAUACAUCCUCUGAUGUUGAACACUAACCACUAAAGACCCCUCUCUCUCUCUCUCAAAUUUUUUUUUCUCUUUCAGAUUUUUGAGAGUCUUCCUCUCUAUUAUCUCUCUGCCUCCUCAUGGUCUAGUUUUUUAAAUAAUUUUUAUAAAUAUUAUGUGAUAGUUACAGACACGUUAUAUAUGUGUGUAUGUAUAAUCUAUCUAUAUUGAUGGAGACAAUAACCAUUCGUACCUGACCAUUUCUUUUGUGAUAUUUUUUUAUUCUUCUUUCUCCUUUUUUUUCCCGUCUCCCAGAUCUGCUUCCUCAAUCUUACCAUUGGAAAGCUUCAAGCUAAUUUUCAGGGGACAGGAUCAAAGAGUGAGAUCGUAGAGGAAGAAAGCCAUGUACUUCUUCGGUUUGUCCAAAGAAGAAGUGUUGUCACAGAAACAUGAUGUACCGUAUAAAGAGACUUUUAAUCAGAAUCCAGUCACUCUGUUUGGGAGACAGGUGUAUCCGGUGAAUAGCAAUAGCUCCAACUCUGUUGAUGGGUCUAUGAAGAUGAAAGAUAUUGAUCUUCGGCUUCCUGCAGAUCAUUAUGCUUAUGUAGAGACUGGAUUUCAUUCAGCGUCUGAAGCUAAUAAGGAGAGAGAAGCGUUAGACACAAACUGGAGUGGCAAGAGAGACCCAAGAAUUGUUAUUGAUCUUGAAGAGCUUCCCACAACAGAGGAUGAAGAUUCUGUUAGCUAUGUUCCUGAAACAGAACCGUCAUGCUUAGCUGGUCAGAUCAGCUCAAACAGUCUGAAGGUGGUGGGUCAAUCUCGUGUAGAAGAUGGUAGUGCAGGUUUACUAGAUCUUAAUACAACCCCGGAUGAGUUGGUGUCCGAGCCUCACUUGUGUUUCUUACAAGAUCUCAACUGUCCUUACGUCGAAGAGACUGAAACAAGCUGCGAGAAGAGUGGAGUAGAUGAUGGUCCUACGUCACAUAGCUCUCCUAAAUGCCAAAAUGUACAUGAAAAGGACGGUACAGAGUCUCCAGCUUCAGAUACUUCUUGCUGCACCACUGAAAACAACUUAAGAAGAGGUUCACUGGAUCCUUCUUGCCGUACCAGGCUUGAGUUUCCUGAAUUACCAGAGAACGAAUGUUGUAAUGAGGGGGUGGAGGAGGAGGAAGAGUUCUCUGAAGUUAUGCUAAUGGCAGCUGAAUCAUUAGUCCACAUAUCAGCAGUUUCAUAUCAAAAUAAAGACAAACCAAAGAAGGGUAACGUGGAACCAAGAUGUUUCUCAUGUGAUUCAUAUGAGCUACACACGUUAGGAAUAAGCGAAACCAACACGGAAGAAGAGUUCUGCGUGUCAUCAAUGGCUAUGGAUAAGCUUAAUAACAUCACAAGAGAGGACAACAAAGAGUUUGGACUCAAGCUGAGAAGAGGGAGGAGAAUGAAGCACUUUCAGAAGGAGGUACUCCCUAGCUUAACGUCGCUCUCUAGGCACGAGAUACGCGAAGACAUGAACAUCUUGGAAGCGGUUUUUAGAUCAAGAGAGUACAAGAAGAUGCAGGGGAAAACGAGAGAUGUUAAACUUGGAGCAAACCUGAGAAACAAACGUUUAGUGUCACAGAGGUACGUUGGUAAAAGAAGGUGAAAACAUGAAUGAGUUUUAUAUAUCUUUAUGGGUUUCAGAUUCUAUCUUACAAUUGCUUCAUUGUGUACUCUUUUAACAGUCUCUUUUUUUGUUUAAUUUACGACUGAUUAUGAUACGAGAAAAAAGCUAAUGAGCCAAUGACAUUAUGUUUCUUAUUCUUGCUCAAAAGGAUACUUAAGUAGCUACUGGUCUGUAAAUUAACGUUUUAAUAUGAAUAGACUUGAAUGUGUUCUUGGA